Aspergillus uvarum CBS 121591 is the source of this 687-nucleotide messenger RNA. RefSeq names its product thioredoxin domain-containing protein. NCBI's taxonomy places the organism in Eukaryota, Fungi, Ascomycota, Eurotiomycetes, Eurotiales, Aspergillaceae. The annotation marks the transcript as partial. The record is from RefSeq and is a predicted model, not a curated record. Gene Ontology annotation, cellular component: cytoplasm. The transcript has a single exon.
GAUGACGAAGCCCUUCUUGAAGCUUUGGAGAACGAAGACGAUUCAUCGUACCGCGCGCAUCGAAUCGAACAGCUCAACGCUGAGUUUACCGCCGCCCAGAACGAUGCGGCCCGCCGCACCGCUGCUCCUAUUGGAACAAUCGGAACAAUCGUUGAGGAUAGCCUCUAUCCCAUCCUAAGAACCGAUCAAAUACUUCUGGAUUUCACAACACAAACCCACCGAUGUGUUAUUCACUUCGCACACCCAGAUUUCGCGCGUUGCACCACCAUGGACGAGCACAUCCGGGCGUUGGCUUCUCAGCACCACGAAGUACGCUUUGCGCGGGUUGACGUGCGGGACACCACAUUUGUGGUAGAAAAGCUCAAGAUUCGUGUCCUUCCCUGUGUCAUCGGUUUCAAAGAUGGGGUCGCGGUCGAACGUGUGGUGGGAUUCGAGGGCCUUGGAUCAGGUGGGCGCGAUGGGACAGACGCGUUCAGCACGGCAACGCUAGAGAAACGGCUUCUUUGGAAAGGAAUUCUCACCCAAGAGAAAAUAAAGGCCACGGAUGACACAUCAGACCAGUCUGAUGAAGACAGCGACAACGGCAACAGUCGGCGAGGGUAUGGAAGGCAACGGCCCAUCCGGAGCGGUAACGUACAUCAACGCCGCCUUGCUGGCGGCGAGGAUGAUGAUGAUGAUUGGGAUUAG